Molecule: messenger RNA, 672 nt
Organism: Boeremia exigua
Lineage: Eukaryota; Fungi; Ascomycota; Dothideomycetes; Pleosporales; Didymellaceae
Exons: 1
Coding region: 1-672 (223 amino acids)
Source: RefSeq, a predicted model, not a curated record
AUGGCUUACCAGAACAGACCCAAGCCUCUAAUGAUUUCAACAACGAGAUGGCCCGCAAAUGCGUCAAUGCUGCAAAGACGCUCACGGACAUCUUGCCUGACCAAACAAAAUGCAGCCUACUUGUACCAGAUUGGUCCUUGGUGGUCCUUGUCUUAUUACCUCAUGCAAGCACUUAUAGUCCUGCUACUGGAGCUAUCUUUUGAUGCGGUACACGAUCCUGAGCGCGAAGAGAUACUGCCAAAUGUCAAAAAGCUGAUUCGGUGGCUGAGAGUCUUGAAGAGAAAGGACAGAGUCGCAGGACGUGCUCACGACUUAGGCUCUGGAGUUCUACAGAGUCUGGCAUCUCGACUGAAUAUAGAUCUCUCCGAUUUCUUACAAGAGGAGGCAGCGCCUUCAGCAAGACCGACUUCACGAAGCUCUUCCGCGCUGGGCGUUAACGACCAGUUGCAAUUGUUCUUCACCGGCGAAUUCAAUUACGACAGUGGAAUGAGUCAUCAGUCGAUGUUUGCAUUCCCACCACGCACUUACCAAGGAGGUUUGCAGGUACCGGAAGCCGCGGGCUCUGCUAUCAAUCUGCCUCUGGGAUCGGGAUCACCCGGUACUUCUUUCGGCAACGCGUUCAGCACUUCCUACGAUGAGCGAAAUCUCAUUUCCUCUUACUUUCCAAUGUAG